ACGCAGCACGAAUCCAAUCAUGUUGUGAGACAAGCUCGCCGCUCACCUGAGCCAGCAGCCGUCGCACGCGGGCGGGAGGACAACGCUGCCCAACAUGGUGAAGAGGAAAAGCUUGGAUGACAACGAGCCCGAGUGCGGGAAAGGAAUCCCGUUCCCCAUCCAGACCUUCCUGUGGCGGCAGACCAGUGCAUUUUUGCGCCCUAAAUUGGGAAAACAAUAUGAAGCAUCUUGCGUGUCCUUUGAGCGGGUCCUGGUGGAGAAUAAGCUCCACGGCUUGUCCCCGGCCCUCUCCGAGGCCAUCCAGAGCAUCUCCCGCUGGGAGCUGGUCCAGGCUGCCCUGCCGCACGUUCUCCACUGCACCUCCAUCUUGCUGUCCAAUCGGAACAAACUGGGUCAUCAGGACAAACUGGGUGUGGCCGAGACUAAGUUGCUCCAUACGCUGCACUGGAUGCUGUUGGAUGCCGCCCAGGAGUGCAACCACGAGCCCAGCAUGGGCCAAGGUUGGUCUGCCGGCAGCAGUGGCGGCGGCGCCUUCAUGCAGCCCGUCGGAAAUCAGGGCUCAUCUCCAGGUGCUCCCGGCUCCUGCUCCAGCUCUGCCUUAGGGGGGUCGGGCCCACAGCACGGCAGUUCCCAGCUUGAGGAGGAUGAGCACACUCGGACCAAGUUGUUCCACAAGAGCAUGGCCACCGUGGAGCUGUUUGUCUUCCUCUUCGCUCCGCUCAUUCACCGGAUCAAGGAGUCAGACUUGACGUUCCGUCUCGUCAGUGGUCUAAUUAUUUGGCAGCCAAUGUGGGAGCACCGGCAGCCUGAUAUCCCCGCCUUCACUGCCCUCAUCAAACCGUUCCGAAACAUCGUGACAGCAAAAAGGAACUCCCCAGUCAUCAACCAGUGCAGCCCACGUGUGUCUGGAAACCCUGGUCCUAUGGGCUUUCAGGUGGUUUGUGAGGCUGGUCAUUCCGAUUCUUCCUCCUCCCCAGCCGCAGGAGAGCACAGCUGUCGCCGCGGUAACUCUGUGGAGAAAGGCGGACCUUCCCAGCAACCUCCACCAAUCAAAGGACCAUCCAAGAAAAAGAUGUCAGCCCCCGCCGGUGUGCCAGUGUCCCUGUCUCAGCGUGCUCGCUACGCCACCUACUUUGAUGUUGCAGUGCUGCGCUGCCUUCUGCAGCCCCACUGGACAGAAGAGGGGGUGCACUGGGCAUUGAUGUACUACCUCCAACGCUUGAGACAGAUUCUGGAGGAGAGGCCUGAACGUGUCCCAGAGCCGCUGGUUGUGCCUCUGCCACGCCCGCGAAGCAGCUCUAUGGUGGCUGCCACCCCCUCACUGGUCAAUACCCAUAAAACCCAGGAUAUGAGUCUCAAAUGCAAUGAGGAGGGCAAAUCUCUGAGCACUGAGACAUUCACAAAGGUUUCCUUAACCAAUCUUCGUCGCCAAGCUGUACCUGACCUUUCAUCUGACCUUGGCAUGAACAUCUUUAAGAAGUUUAAGAACCGGCGGGAGGACCGUGAGAGGAAGGGCUCUAUCCCCUUCCAUCACACAGGGAAGAAGCGCCAGCGCCGCAUGGGCGUCCCCUUCCUGCUCCACGAGGACCACCUUGAUGUCUCGCCCACCCGGAGCACAUUCUCCUUUGGGAGCUUCUCUGGCCUGGGCGAUGAUCGGCGCACUCUGGACCGUGUGGGCUGGCAAGCCACAAUCAUGGGUAAAUUCACCCGUCGAGGCAGCACAGACACAGCCGCCGAUGCUGACAGUCUAAGCACCAAGCACUCUCAUUCCCACCACUCGCUUCUCAGAGACAUGCCUGACCACUCAAACAGCCACAGCGAGAACACCUUCAAAGAGGUUCGAUCCCAGAUUUCCACGAUCACCAUGGCCGCGUUCAACACAACUGUGGCGUCCUUUAAUGUAGGCUAUGCCGACUUCUUCACUGAGCACAUGAAAAGGCUCUGCAACCCCGUGGUCAUCCCGGAGAUGCCUGUGGAGCCGCUGGCCUGUGCUAACCUUCCUCGCAGCCUGACUGACUCCUGCAUCAACUACUCCUGCCAGGAGGAGGGUGACAACAUCGAGGGCACCAAUAACUUUGUGCUGAAGAACGGAAUGUUGGACCUCACAGCUGUGCUGCGUGCCCUCUACGCUGUCCUCAGCCAUGACAUCAGCUCCAGGAUCUGCGAUGUGGCACUCAACAUCAUCGACUCCCUGCUGCAGCUGGGCGUGGUGCCCGGGUUUGGCAAAAAGCUGUCCAAGCCUGACAACAAGGAGAACGAGGAGGUGCGAGCCAAGGACACAGUUGGCCACAGCCUAGGAGGAGGAGGUGGGGGAGGAGGUGGCGGAGAUGGUGGCAGCGGGGGAGGAGGCGGAGGGGGUAGCGGUGGAGGAAGUGGGCAAGGGAGCAAGGAUGACAUGAAGAAUAACAAAGACAAUGACAAAAAGGAAGAGAGCUCUUGUCUCAGUCCUCACCGACUGGCCCUCUCCAUGCUCAUCAAAAUAGUAAAGUCUCUGGGCUGUGCUUACGGCUGUGGCGAGGGACAUCGCGGCCUUUCAGGAGAUCGUCUGAGGAUGCAGGCACAAAACUGCCUGACCAACCUUUACAAGCUGGACAAGCUACAGUUUCGCCAAACAAUGCGCGACUACGUCAACAAAGACUCCCUGAAUAACAUUGUGGACUUCCUUCAUGCUCUGCUGGGCUUCUGCAUGGAGCCUAUCACCGACAAGUACGGCAGUGCAGGUGAGAGGUCCAGGAGGGCGAAAAAACGAAACAUCGACAAGGCAGGCUUCGGGAACAAUUUCACCACAGGGGACAACAAGUCUGUAGCACAGAACAUGGAGGCGGUUGUGGUGGGUUGCAUGUUCAAGUCGCUGAUCACCCGCUGCGCCUCCACAACGCAUGAGCUUCACAGCCCCGAGAACCUGGGCCUCUACUGUGACAUCCGCCAGCUGGUGCAGUUCAUCAAGGAGGCCCAUGGAAAUGUUUUUCGCCGAGUGGCUCUGAGUGCGCUCCUAGACAGUGCUGAGAAGGUCACGACUACCAAAAAACCUGAGGAAAAAGAUGAGAACAAACUGCAAGCUCCAAGAAGGUCAGAGGUGGGUGUGUCCGGGGAGAAGGGUCAGGUAUCCAGUGCUGCAGAUGAGUGUCGCAGCUACAUCUCCAGCAGACCCCCCCAGACCCCCGAACACGAGGAGAUCCCUGGAGCCCUGCUGGGUAGGAAAGACUUUUGGAGGAAGAUGUUUAAGUCGCAGAGUGCUGCCAGUGACACCAGCAGCCAGUCAGAACAGGACACCUCAGAAUGCACCACCGCCCAUUCUGGUACCACCACGGACCGCCGCUCUCGAUCAAGAUCCCGGCGUAUUUCACUUCGCAAGAAACUUAAACUGCCCAUAGCAUGCCGCAGGACCACUCGCCUACCGCUCACCUUCUCUGUCUUACGGAAUUGGCUGAAGCGUUCCUCUCUCUCCGGACUUACGGACGGUGUGGAGGACCUGUUGGAUAUCAGCUCAGUAGAUCGACUCUCUUUCAUUCGACAGAGUUCAAAGGUGAAGUUCACCAGCGCAGUCAAGCUGUCAGAGGGGGUUGCCACCGGGCCAGAAUACGGCAGGGAGGAGGAAGAGAAUUUCUUCAAGCGGCUCGGUAAAUGGAGAUCUGGCAGGAGGAAUCCAUCCAAGCUUCACCACACAGAAGAGAAAGAUGGACCCCACGGUUUCCAAGAGCGUCUUGCCGCCAGUCAGGAGGCCAUAAAAAACAAAAAUGUGGUGAACCUGGGGGCAAUUCGACAGGGCAUGAAACGCUUCCAGUUUCUGCUCAACUGCUGUGAGCCAGGGACCAUACCUGACGCUUCAAUCCUUGCCGCUGCCCUGGACCUGGAAGCGCCCAUCGUGGCUCGGGCAUCCCUCUUUCUUGAAUGUGCCCGAUUUGUACAUCGCUGUAACCGUGGCAACUGGCCGGAGUGGAUGAAGGGCCACCAUGUAAACAUCACCAAGAGAGGCCUAUCCAGGGGGAGAUCGCCUAUAGUAGGCAAUAAAAGGAAUCAGAAGCUCCAGUGGAAUGCGGCGAAACAUUUCUGCCAGUGGGGAGAUGCGAUUGGCACGCGGCUGAGCGAACUGUGCCACUGCGACAGCGAGAGUCCUGCCAACAUCUUGGGGUACAUCUACGAUGAGGAGACCAAACGAAGAAUGAGGAAGGAGGAUGAGGAAGAGGACUAUUUAGAUGAUAACACUGUCAAUCCGACAAAAUGUGGCUGCCCAUUUGCUCUAAAGAUGGCUGCUUGCCAGCUCUUGCUGGAAAUCACCACCUUUCUGCGGGAGACAUUUCCUUGUUUGCCACGACCACGGACAGAACCACUUGUGGAUUUAGAAAGCUGCCGCUUGCGUCUCGAUCCUGAGCUUGGCCGACAUCGCUAUGAGAGGAAGAUCAGCUUCGCGGGCAUCCUCGACGACGAGGACGGCCAUGACUCCCUUAAUAGUAGCAGCCACACUCUGAAGUCAGACACCAUGUGUGAUGACAAGAAGGCUCAGGAGGCCACCGUUCCCAUACGGAAGAUUCGUAUCGGAGGCUCGCGGCUGCUUCAGAUUAAAGGAGCCCGCAGUUUCCGUGUAAAAAAAGGUGGGUCUUUGUCCUCCAUACGGAGGGCGGGCAGUCUGAAGAGCACCAAGAUGUCCCGACAGGAUUCAGAGUCGGAGAAUGAGGAGGGGAUACUUUCGCAAACGAACAGCAGGGAUACUGUCACAGACAUAGGUAGUCCCUGCAGUACCAGUGAACCCAGCAUUGAGCCUGAGGGCCAAAGCUCAAGUGGCGCAGAGGACAACUACCACCGCAACAUGUCCUGGCUCCACAUCAUGAUUCUGCUGUGCAACCAGCAGAGCUUCAUCUGCACCCACAUUGACUUCUGCCACCCGCGCUGCUACCAGCACCACAACCGCUCCUGUGCCCGCCUGGUCCGCGCCAUCAAACUUGUGUAUGGUGAGACAGUGGACAGCCUGAGACAGGACAGCGCUCCCGCCACCGGCAUCAUCGGUGCUCGUGCACAGAAGAACAAAGAGUGUUCUGACAAAUCGUGUCUGAGGACGCCAUCCAUGAAGAGGAGACCCACUGACAGCAACACAGAAGGGAAGAAGGACACUGGAAUGUUAAAGUACAUUAGAAACCAGGUGAUGAGCUUGUCGCCGGCUCCCUUGUCUCUUCUCAUCAAAGCUGCUCCCAUCUUGACUGAUGACAUGUACGGAGACAUUCAGCCCGCAGCCUGGGAGCUCCUGCUUAGCGUGGAUGAACACAUGGCAGCCGCUGCUGCCGCCAUGUUCCUCCUGUGUGCAGUCAAGGUCCCUGAUGCCGUGACCGAGAUGAUGAUGGCUGAGUUCCAGCACCAUGAGGCCUGCCAGCGCAUCAACUCUAUCCUCAAGUUUUACACGCUUUGGCGAUUCCGCUACCAGGUGUGGCCUCGGAUGGAGGAAGGAGCCCAGCAGAUCUUCAAAAUUCCUCCACCCAGCAUAAACUUCACCCUGCCGUCUCCCAUACUGGGCAUGCCCUGUGUACCUAUUUUUGAUCCCCCAUGGGUCCCUCAGAACACAGGAAGUGUCCAAGACCCAAUCAGUGAGGACCAGUCUAAAUCCUUCUCAGCGCGGGCAGUGUCACGCUCCCAUCAGCGAGCCGAGCACAUCCUGAAGAACCUGCAGCAGGAAGAGGAGAAACGGCGCCUAGGCCGUGAAGCCAGUAUCAUCACGGCCAUCCCUGUGGCGCAGGAGGCGUGCUAUGAGCCCACGUGCAGCCCUCCAUCUGAGCAAGAGGAAGAAGCAGAAGAAGUUGUGAACCUGGCGUCCCGCCGUCUGUCUGUUAGUCCGUCCUGCGCCUCCAGUAAUUCCCACAGAAAUUACUCUUUCCGACGAGGCUCUGUGUGGUCAGUCCGCUCAUUAGCUAGUGCUGAAGAUGAAGAGAACACGACAGAACACACACCCACACACCACAUGCUGCAGCCACCACAAGCAGUCUUCCCAGCAUGCAUCUGUGCUGCCGUGCUCCCCAUAGUGCACCUCAUGGAGGACGGAGAGGUUCGAGAGGAUGGCGUAGCUGUGAGUGCAGUCGCCCAGCAAAUCCUGUGGAACUGCUUGAUUGAGGAUCCUGCCCUUGUCUUGCGCCAUUUCCUGGAAAAACUCACUGUGAGCAACCGGCAGGAUGAGUUGAUGUACAUGUUGAGGAAGCUGCUGCUUAAUAUUGGAGACCUUCCAGCACAGACCUCCCACAUCCUUUUCAACUACCUGGUGGGCCUGAUCAUGUAUUUUGUGCGGACCCCCUGCGAGUGGGGGAUGGAUGCCAUCUCCGCGACACUCACCUUCUUGUGGGAGGUGGUGGGCUAUGUAGAAGGGCUAUUCUUCAAGGACCUGAAGCAGACCAUGAAGAAAGAGCAAUGUGAAGUCAAGCUGUUGGUCACAGCAUCCAUGCCAGGAACCAAGACUCUGGUGGUUCACGGACAGAACGAGUGUGACAUCCCGACACAGCUGCCAGUCCAUGAAGACACACAGUUUGAAGCUCUGCUUAAGGAAUGUCUGGAGUUCUUCAACAUUCCAGAGGCCAGAUCGGCACAUUACUUCCUCAUGGACAAACGGUGGAACCUCAUCCAUUAUUCCAAGACAUACGUAAGAGACAUCUAUCCGUUUCGGAGGUCAGUCUCUCCGCAGUUGAACCUUGUCCACAUGCUGCCCGAGAAAGGACAGGAGCUGAUCCAGAAACAGGUGUUUUCCCGGAAACUGGAAGAGGUCGGCCGUGUGCUCUUCCUCAUCUCCCUCACUCAGCAUAUGCCCGCUGUGCAUAAGCAGUCCCACGUCUCACUGCUCCAGGAAGACCUGCUCCGCCUGCCAUCCUUCCCCAGGACCGCCAUUGAUGCUGAGUUCUCUCUGUUUAAUGAGCCACAGGGUAAGGAGCUAUUCGGGUUAGAUACCCUUCACAAGGUGCUGUGGAUCAAGCUCCUUGAGGAGAUGUUCCUGGGGAUGCCCAGCGAGUACCCGUGGGGAGACGAGAUGAUGCUGUUCCUCAACGUUUUUAAUGGGGCGUUGCUGCUGCACCCGGAGGACAGCGCCCUCCUCAGGCAGCACACGGCAACUGCCAUCAACACUGCGGUCCACUUCAAUCACCUGUUCUCACUGAGUGGUUAUCAGUGGAUCCUGCCAACCAUGCUACAGGUUUAUGCAGACUAUGAAGGCAACCCCUUAUUGAGGCAGGGAAUUGAGUUCUGCUGUCGGCAGUUCUACAUCCUCCACCGCAAGCCUUUCAUCCUACAGUUGUUUGCCAGUGUGGCGCCACUGCUGGAAUUCACAACCAGCACCAGUAGCGGCCUUUCCAAGGGCGUGUCAUCUCAGUGUCUAUUUGACCUUUUGGUCUCUCUGGAAGGCGAGACUCUGGAUGCCCUGGACGCAUUGGAGCUGGUUAAGGCAGAGAAACCAUUGCGUUCGCUGGAUUUCUGCUAUGGUAAUGAGGACUUGGCUUUUUCUAUUAGUGAAGCCAUCAAGCUGUGCGUCACCGUGGUAGCCUAUGCACCCGAAUCCUUCAGAAGUCUUCAAAUGCUGAUGGUGCUGGAGGCCCUGGUGCCGUGUUACCUCCAGAAGCUGAAGAGCAACACAAUGACCAUGGAGUCAGCAUCUGCAGCCAGGGAUGAGAUCGCAGCUAUUGCCGCUCUGGCCACAUCACUGCAGGCUUUGCUCUACAGCUCGGAGGCCCUCACAAGGCCAAUGACAGCGCCACAGAUGUCCCGCUGUGAUCAGGGCCAUAAAGGAGGAACCACUGCCAACCAUGCCAUGUCAGGAGGAGUCAACACGAGGGACAACCUCCACCUGCUGGAGGAGGGCCAGGGCAUGCCGAGGGAGGAGCUGGAUGAACGCAUCGCAAGGGAGGAGUUCCGCCGACCACGAGAGUCCCUGUUAAACAUCUGCACAGAAUUCUACAAACACUGCGGGCCCCGUCUAAAGAUCCUGCAGAAUGUAGCUGGUGAACCGCGCGUGACUGCUCUGGAGCUGCUUGACAUCAAGUCCCACAUGAGGCUGGCAGAGAUCGCCCAUGCUCUGCUGAAGCUGGCACCAUACGAUACCCUGACUAUGGAGAGCCGAGGCCUGCGCCGCUAUAUCAUGGAGAUGCUGCCCAUCACCGACUGGUCUUCUGAGGCCGUGCGUCCCGCUCUCAUCCUCAUACUCAAGAGGCUUGACCGCAUGUUCAACAAGAUCCACAAAAUGCCCACGCUCAGGAGACAGGUGGAGUGGGAGGCAGCCAGCAACCUGAUUGAGGGCAUUUGUCUGACUCUCCAGCGGCAGCCAAUCAUCUCCUUCCUCCCGCACCUUCGCUCGCUCAUCAACGUCUGCGUCAACCUGGUUAUGGGCGUGGUGGGCCCAUCCAGCGUGGCAGACGGCUUACCCCUGCUCCACCUCAGCCCUUACCUCUCCCCGCCGCUCCCCUUCAGUACAGCGGUCGUCCGAUUGGUUGCUUUACAAAUCCAGGCCUUGAAGGAAGACUUCCCUCUCAGCCAUGUGAUCUCACCUUUCACCAAUCAGGAGAGGAGAGAGGGGAUGCUGUUAAACUUGCUAAUCCCCUUUGUACUCACUGUCGGGUCAGGAAGCAAAGACAGCCCCCACCUUGACCAGCCGGAGAUCUUCCUGCUGCUGCAGACUGUCAUCAACAUUCUGUUGCCGCCGCGCAUCAUCUCCACUUCCCGUACCAAGAACUUCAUGCUGGACGCUUCGCCGGCUCACUGCUCCACCCCCGGUGACACAGGAAAAGACCUGCGCAGAGAGGGUUUGGCUGAGUCAACCAGCCAGGCGGCGUAUCUGGCUCUGAAAGUGGUUUUAGUGUGCUUCGAGCGCUCUCUGGGGAACCAGUGGUAUCGUCUAAGUCUACAGGUGAAAGAGAUGGCUCUCAGGAAAGUGGGGGGCCUCGCCUUCUGGGACUUCAUUGACUUCAUCGUGCGAACCCGCAUCCCCAUCUUUGUCCUACUGAGGCCCUUCAUACAGUGCAAGUUAUUGACUCAGCCGGCCGACUCCCAGGAAGAGAUCACGGCCCGUCACCACAUUGCCGACCAGCUUGAGCGGCGCUUUAUCCCGCGACCUCUCUGCAAAAGCUCGCUGUUUGCCGAAUUCAACAAUGAACUCAAGAUCCUCAAGGAGGCUGUCCACAGCGGCUCUGCGUACCAGGGCAAGACAUCCAUCAGCACAGUAGGCACCUCCACGUCGGCCUACCGCCUCAGUUUGGCCACAAUGUCGCGCUCCAACACAGGCACGGGCACAGUUUGGGAGCAGGACAGCCAGCCAUCCCGCCAGCCUUCGCAAGACACGCUCAGUCGCACUGAUGAGGACGACGAAGAGAAUGACUCGAUAAGUAUCCCCAGUGUAGUGAGUGAGCAUGAGGCGUUCUUGCCCAGGCUUAUAUCAGAACGCCGAUUCUCCAGCCAUGCCACCGGCUCAGCUACUUUGCAACCCGAAGCCCCCCGCACCACCAUGCUGCCCAGCCACAGUGAACCCAAUGUGCUAGAUGAGUCCCAGGGCCUUCUGCAGGAGGGUAACCUCUCUAGGGUUGCCAGUGUACAGAGCGAACCCGGUCAGCAAAACCUUCUCAUCCAGCCUCCACUGGGGAGGAAGAGAGGCCUCAGACAGCUGCGGCGCCCCCUGUUGUCCAUUCCAAAGAAUGAACCCCGUGGUCGUUCAGGAGCUCGGCUCUCCACAACUCGCAGGAGCAUCCAACCCAAAAAUAAACCACUGGAAACUUUAUUGGACUGUGAAGCAGUGCAAGGAGACCAAAAGAGAUCGGUCACCUUUACGGAAACACAAGGGCAGCAAACGUGUGUGGGAGUCAGCAAGCCUUUGAGCCCCAGCGGCACAGAUGUUCCAGUUGAGGGCAGGAAGACCAAUCCUGCCAUGACUAAGCCCCCCACACUGGAAGUGCCGUCUGCCUCAUCGGCCACCGUCAUUGCCGACCUGCACAGCCCUGCGAAAACACAGGUUGCGUCUAACCUGAGUAUCAAGGAGAAACGAGAGCAGUGGGGCCUCCGCAGCAGCCUGACCCCGCCCCCUUCCAUCUCCCGCACCUCCACCCCAACACCACCUCCCCAUCCCUGCUCACCACUUACCCUCUCAAGAACCAGCUCCCCUUUGUCCCGCACUUCCUCGCCUCUUCUGCCGCCCCUCCCGGUGCUGGGCACAACGCCUCUGCCACCCCCGCUUCCCUUCCCGCCAACCCCACUUGUCCAUCCGCCAAUGGCCUCCCGGAUCCGAGAGAGCCCCGGGGACGCGGACACCACCGCACUCCUGCCGCAAAGCAACAUCCUGGUACAACUCUGCGAGGAUGAGGGCACAGAAAACCCCCUCCUCACCCCAUUGCUGUCCGCACCCUCUGCCCGGCACUCACCUCGCCGACUUCCCCUUCCCCUCUCCGCUGUUGAUCUGGACUUGGAUGAGUCACACGUGUAAAAUCUAUAUUAUUUCUAUAAUGCCAUUUCACAAUAGAUGUUAUCUCAAGGCAGGUCAAGAACCACACUCCUCAUACAUUGAAGAAAAACAAGUGAACCCCAAGCAAGGGUCAAGCGCCCGGUGGAUGGACGAGAGAACAAUGGGCACAACAAUGGCCGUGUCAACAACAGUAAUAGUCCUGUAAUGCCAGUGACAACUCUCCUUCAUGUAAAAAACAUACACAAUAUAGAACUGAAUGUAUAUUUUAGCACAGCUCAUGCAACUGAAUUCAUGAAUUAUAUAUAUAUAAUUAAUAUAAAUAUGAAAUUUUAGUAAAUAUUUAUGAGGGUACAUUUAAUGAGAAAGGCUGUUACAUCUUAUUCAGUCAUGAUGAAUGAAAUGCAUAGAUCCAGUUUUAUUUUGAAAUAUUCUAAAAUAAUUUAAUAGUGGAAAUCUACGCAGUGUUUGUUUGUCUUGCUGUUGUCUGUAGCGAUGCAGUAGAAGUCAUUGCCUCAUUUCUCAUUCCAUGCCUUAAUGGGGGGAAAAAAAAGAGCCACUGUGAAGAUAGGGUUAGAUAAUUUUAUUGUGUGCCGUUAUGUAGCUCUGAAACAUGAAAGAUUGGGAUGUGCCAUAUGUCGAACCAACACACUGUUUGUCUGAUUCCUUUCUGUAACUUCAGAUGUUUAUUGCGACAGACAAUGUUCUUGUUCUGGCCUUUUCAGACUUAACAAUAUGUGUGCCAUUGACUUGUAAGUUUAAUGUAUCUGAAACAAAUAUAAAAAUAAUUACAUGGCAGAUGCAUCAUUUUCAUUUGAAGACGUUAAAAUUUAUUUUUCCUCACAAAAUUAGAUGGUACUGCGAUGAACGAAGACAUUGAAGUUGGUGGUGGU
Messenger RNA from Phycodurus eques (leafy seadragon), 11295 nucleotides. RefSeq names its product protein unc-80 homolog. The record is from RefSeq and is a predicted model, not a curated record. Gene Ontology annotation, biological process: monoatomic cation homeostasis. Gene Ontology annotation, cellular component: cation channel complex; axon. The coding region runs from base 95 to 10426 and encodes 3443 amino acids. Lineage: Eukaryota; Metazoa; Chordata; Actinopteri; Syngnathiformes; Syngnathidae. Gene Ontology annotation, molecular function: monoatomic cation channel activity. The transcript has 67 exons.